This is a messenger RNA of Dentiscutata erythropus, 1068 nucleotides long. The record is from the annotation of a GenBank genome assembly. Lineage: Eukaryota; Fungi; Glomeromycota; Glomeromycetes; Diversisporales; Gigasporaceae.
AUGAAUAAUAACGGAACUUCAGAUCCAACUUCAGAUCAAAUUUCAGAACGAUGUGUUGUAAAAGAAGCUUUUGCAAACCAUCUUAGUACUCAAUCUUCAUUUUCUUCUCAUUCUUCACAUACUUCACAUUCUAAUUACACACAUCAACGACCAAACCAACAGUCACCGGUAUUAAUGGCUCCAAAACGCAGAAAGGCUUUAUUAAUCGGAAUUAAUUAUUUUAAGACAAAGUUUGAAUUGAAAGGGUGUUUAAAUGACGUUGCCAAUAUUAAAGCGUUCUUGGUUGAUUUAUAUGGUUUUCCAGAAGAUAAAGAUCAUAUGUUAAUUUUAACAGAUGACCCUAGACAAAAAGACCCAACAAAGAUUCCUACCAAAGCAAAUAUCCUGAAUGGAAUGAAAUGGCUCGUAAAAGAUGCCCAGCCGGGUGACUCCGGACACGGAGGGCAAGAAAAAGAUCUCGAUGGUGACGAAAUAGACGGGUAUGAUGAGACUAUUAUGCCACUCGAUUUUGAAAAAAAAGGACAAAUCAUUGAUGAUGUAAUGCAUAAUAUCAUGGUUCGUCCACUACCAGCUGGCGCAAAACUAACGGCAAUUUUUGAUUCAUGCCAUUCUGGAACUGCUCUUGAUUUGCCAUUUAUAUACUCCACAGGCGGAAUAGAAAAGAAAUUAAAUAUUUUUUGUGAAGGAACACACGCAAUUGUGGAUGCCAGUUUAUCAUAUUUACGAGGUGAUGCUGAAGGUAUAAAAACAACUUUCAAAUCAUUUACCGUAAAAGCUAUGCAUGGGCAGGAAAUAGAGGAGAAAAUUAAAAUAACCAAUUAUAGUGCUGCAGAUGUUAUCAUGUUUAGCGGAUGUAAAGAUACCCAAACAUCUGCAGACAUUAAAGAAGCAGGUCAAUCUACAGGUGCAAUGUCUUACGCCUUUAUUAAAACAUUGAAGGCGAAAAAGAAUCAGACGUAUCAAGAGCUACUGAAUAAUAUCAGGGAUAUCCUUUCGCUCAAGUAUACACAGAAACCGCAACUUAGCGCAUCGCACGAAACAGAUAUGAAUUUGCCAUUUUAUAUGUAG